Molecule: messenger RNA, 3032 nt
Organism: Frieseomelitta varia
Lineage: Eukaryota; Metazoa; Arthropoda; Insecta; Hymenoptera; Apidae
Product: ATP-binding cassette sub-family B member 10, mitochondrial
Exons: 3
Coding region: 264-2231 (655 amino acids)
Biological process (GO): transmembrane transport
Cellular component (GO): membrane
Molecular function (GO): ATP binding; ATP hydrolysis activity; ABC-type oligopeptide transporter activity
Source: RefSeq, a predicted model, not a curated record
UCACGAUGUAAACGUAAACCGUGCAUUCGUAGUUCAUUCAUUGCCCAUCAAGUCGCGUAACUGCAGGAUCGAAGUCACGUAUGCGACUGUAGUUUUAUAAAUAUGUAUUAGAAAAUAAUUCGGGUACGAGUUUUUGAUACUGCGAUACAUUCGUUUUGAAUGUGUCACGAUCCUCUUAACAUUAUCAACGAUGAGACACUAGUUCUAAUGACUUUCAGUUUUGUGAAUUCGCUUAGUUCAUAAACCUAGAUUGAGAGAAAAAGAUGGUACCGCUUUGGAGGUUAUGUACGAGAGGCAUCAGCUCGCAAAGGAUCGGAUUUCGCAGGUCAACGGUCGCGUAUGGAGAGCUGUUUUACGCAUGUUUAACGCCGGCAGUCAAGUUUAACAGAAAAGCGCCUGUAUUUUCGAUUUUAAGAUCCCGAGCGACGAAUGCUGUAGACAGUAGAAGCUUGGAGCCCGCGGCACGAUCUAUCAAAUCGAAGAGGAGAAAAACGUCGGAGUUGAAGAAUCUGAUCGUACUGGCGGUACCUGAGAAACGGAGGUUGUUUGGCGCGAUUGUAUUCUUGUUAAUUUCGUCUACCAUAACGAUGGCAGUGCCGUUCUCUUUAGGGAAACUGAUCGACACCAUCUACGCGAGCGACAAAGAAAACAUGAAGGACAAUCUCAAUCGGUUGUGCGUUGUAUUGCUCGGGAUAUUUGUCACCGGGGCUCUGUGCAACUUCUGCAGGAUAUAUCUGAUGUCCACUGCCGGACACAGGAUCACACAGUCUUUGCGAAAACAGUUGUAUGCUGCUAUUCUUCGCCAGGAAAUAGCAGUUUUUGACAAAUGCAACACAGGGGAAUUUGUUGGCCGAUUAUCCGGUGACACGCAACUUGUUAGCCAAGCAUUGACGAGCAAUAUAUCAGAUGGAUUACGUUCCACCUUCAUGAGUAUUUGUGGAAUAUCUAUGAUGCUCUAUGCCUCGCCUAAACUGGCUGUAGUUAGUCUGACUGUUGUACCACCAAUGGCGGGUUUAGCCAUAGUGUGGGGCCGCUAUUUAAAGAAGAUCUCCAAGGACAUGCAAAACAAUUUAGCGGAAUUGAACACAAUCGCCGAAGAGAGAAUUAGCAACAUAAGAACAGUGAAAGCUUUCUCGAAAGAAAUAAAAGAGUCAGAUCAUUACAAUUCCCAACUGGACAACGUGCUUAAAAUUUGUUAUAAAGAAAGUUUAUACAGAGGAAUAUUCUUUGGGCUAACUGGUUUCUCCGGGAACGUGAUCAUCCUGUCUGUUUUGUACUACGGCGGAGCCAUGGUUUCCGAUUCCUCCCUUACAAUCGGAAGUUUAAGCGCGUUCUUAAUGUACGCCGCGUACGUUGCAAUCUCUUUAAAUGGCUUGUCUUCGUUUUAUAGCGAUUUGAACAAAGCGUUGGGUGCAAAUAUGCGUUUAGUCGAAUUGAUCGAAAGAGAGCCGGUAAUACCAAUUCAAGGUGGUAAAAUUCUGGAAAAGCAGCUGUCAGGUGAUAUUGAAUUUCAAAAUGUCAGUUUCGCUUAUCCUACAAGAGGGAAUACAUGGGUUUUGAAAAAUUUCAGUUUAAAAAUCCCACCAUGUACGGUAAUUGCUAUCGUUGGAGCAUCAGGUUCCGGAAAAUCCACAAUAGCUUCACUCUUGUUGAGACUUUACGAUCCCAAUUUAGGAUCUGUACUUUUAGACAAUAAUGAUCUUCAGUCUCUUGACCCAGUGUGGGUGAGAUCGCAGAUCGGUAUUGUUUCUCAGGAACCUACGCUCUUUAGUGGUACAAUAAGAGAGAAUAUAUUAUAUGGAGCAAUGGAUCCAGUGAAAUACGAUGUAGAAGAAGUUGCAAGACAUGCGCACGUUUUAGAAUUUACAAAAAACAUGCCAGAUGGUUUAGACACAGUGGUUGGGGAACGGGGUAUUACUCUCAGUGGUGGACAAAGGCAAAGAGUUGCUAUUGCUAGGGCUUUGAUAAAGGAGCCUAAAAUCUUAAUCCUGGACGAGGCAACGAGUGCAUUAGAUGCGGAAAGCGAACAUUAUGUACAAGAAGCUUUGGAAAAAGCUGUUCAAGGGCGGACAGUUCUAACCAUAGCUCACAGAUUAAGCACAAUAAAAAAUGCAGAUAAAGUCGUUGUUUUAAAAGAGGGACAAGUAACAGAAACUGGAACUUAUAAAGAACUUGUGAGCUUAAAAGAUAGUUACUUUCAUAAAUUAGUUCAACAUCAAACCUUUGCUUAAAUUUUAGAAUUUAACGAUAAUCGUAUUGAUGAUUGAUUAAUUAUUGAAUCAAUGGUCGGUGUAUUUAAAAAAUUGUAUAUAUAAAUUGUUCAAUAAACCAGAAAAGUUUAAAACAAAUUAAGAAAUAUCUGAUAAUAUAUAAAAAUAAUGUACAGAGGUCAGUGAAAAUAUCAUUUGUAAUAAAUAAUUAAUAAAUUUAUUGAUUUAAUUUCUGAUAUACAAUGUUUUAUUCUGUAAUUAUGGUUUUCAAGUAUUCAUCUAUAUCAUGUGCUAUUUCAUAUGAAAUUUGGAAGUGUCAUAAUUAAUAAAAUAAAUAAUUUUUGCAAAAACUUUUUAUCAGACAAAUUAAAAAUUUUAGAAGUGAAAUUUGAUACAUAUGUUAUGUUUAAUCAAUUUGUGAAAUACAUAAACACUUAUUACAAGCUGUGAUUUGAUAUAGAAAUCACAGAAUUAAAUCUUUUUUAUCUAAGUAAGUCGGAUGUUUCCAAAUGGUAAUAAUUUUGAAUAUAUUUUCUAUAAAAUAAUAUACACUGCUAUUUUAAGUUAUAUCAAUGUCUUAUAUCAUUGACCUAAGUUGUCUUUAAAUUAAUGUACUGUUAUAAUUACUUUUAAGAUGAUCUAUCUCUAGGUUUGUGUUUGCAUAAAAAUAUUCAAUAAAAACAUAUGACCAGAAGCAAAUAUAAUUAAACUAGGCUGAUCUUUAAAUUACUCAAGCCUAUUUAAUGGAAUCUCCAUUUCAGAAGAAAAAGGAGUGUUGCAUUGUUUCUAUUUUUUUUUUUUUUUUGCUAUUAUAUUCUAUUA